GGAUAUGAUAAUCAGUACUGCGAAAGCAGCACCCUUUUGCUGAAAGACUGUGACGUUGACUACAGUACUGUUAUGGAGAAGGACGAUAUAUCGUUGAAGGAUUUUAUCGAUGGUGGCGGUGAUUUUCCGAAACAGACGUCAACGGAAAUCCCUAAUGAAAGAGGCAGAAAGCAUGCCGUCGUAGGGCAUGGAUCUAGUGACAUGUACUUCCCAGAUGGUAUACGGAGAAUUGAUUAUGUUCUGGCAUACUCAACGGAAGACCUUCUGGAAAGGAGAGAUAGCGGAGACACUCCAGAAGGUGACUUGCAGGGUACAAAGUUACCGCCGAAAGCAAGAAAAAGAGAAACAUAUGAAAAGAAUUUGAGGUCACUCGGCCUUGACCUUUUAGACGUUGAAGGCAAGUAUUGUCAGAAUACUCGUUUCGUUUUGAUUCAUGCGCCAUUUAAACUUUUAAUGAAGCAAGCGGAGACUUUGACUGUCAAAAUGCCAGUUUUGGAAAGUGAUGUUAAGGAAAGGACUGUUACUGAAGGUGUGCUGGAUAAAUUUUUGAGAAGAUUCACUUUUUUCAAUUUUGAUCAGGAAACAAACGAGAGGCUGAAAGAACCGAAUUAUUUUACAGCGCCUUUCGUUUCUUCUCGUAUUAAAUGUUAUGUUGGUAGUGAUAAUCCUGAUACUUUUUUCGACGGGUCUGAACGUAGUCGUAUGGUUUAUGAUCUUUUAAUUCGAACAAAGUACGGUGAAGAUGAUGAAGAAAUUACUCAUCGGAUUGGCAUCUCAAGGUUGUUGCAGAACGGUGCUUACACAGCAGCUUAUCCUCUUCAUGAAGCAUGUGAAAAUGAAACUUAUGACGUGAAGGAAUGUAGUAAUCGUGAAAUGUUGUACUGGAAGUGGGCUCAGAUUGGGAAUUUUUAUAAAUACCAGCCACUAAGUUUAAUCAAGAAAUAUUUCGGCUCGAAAGUUGGUAUAUAUUUUGCGUGGCUAGGUUACUACACAAAGAUUCUAAUGCCCGCUUCCUUAAUUGGCUUUUUAUUCUUCUUAUACGGCUUAGUUACUUUUUCUCAGGAUAUCCCAAGUAAUGAUAUUUGUGGAAGCGACGGGGUCGGUGCAGAAAUACUCAUGUGUCCAACAUGUAACGAGUACUGUGACUUCACGCGGCUGAAUUCAAGUUGCAUUUAUUCAAAGCUUUCAUACGUUUUUGACAAUUCAUCAACUGUGUUCUUUGCUGCCAUAAUGAGUAUCAUUGCCACUUUGUUUUUGGAAGGCUGGAAGCGAUAUCAUGCAGAACUUGCUUGGAAAUGGGGCUUGCUUGACUUUGAAAUUGAUGAGGAAACAGUUAGGCCUGAGUAUCAAGUAAAGGUGAAGGCCAUGAAGGAAAAACGUUUCAACUUAAUUACUCAAAAUUGGGAACCUUUUAUGCCAACAAAAUUACGGCUACUCCGUUUUAUCGGAUCGGGUGUUACAGUUUUAUUUUUCCUUCUACUGGUUUUGGCAUUUGUUGCUGGAGUUAUCAUUUAUCGGACGGUAUUAAUACAAGUUUUGUAUCGACAGGACAGUUUACAGAACUAUGCGUCACUGUUGACAUUUUCGACAGCAGCUGUGUUAAAUUUGAUAGUUAUUUUGAUUAUGAGCUAUGUCUAUACUUUUCUUGCCUACAAAUUAACGGAAUGGGAAUGCCCGAGAACUCAAGCAAGCUUUGAAAGCAGUUACACCUUCAAAGUUUAUUUGUUCCAGUUUAUUAAUUAUUACUCGUCAAUUUUCUACAUAGCAUUUAUCAAGGGAAACCUUUCUGGAGUUCCUGGAGGAAAGAUAUCAGGUUUGAGUCCGGAGGGUUGUGAUCCUGCAGGAUGUAUGGUAGAGCUUGUCAUACAGCUAGCGAUCAUAAUGUGUGGAAAACAGUUUUUUAGUGCGUUCGUUGAAAUUGCACUCCCAGUACUGAUGAAAAUAUUCCGUACGUGGAGGUUUGCUGUUGGUGAAACGGAAGUGCAAAAAAAUAGGCGUUUAGAAGAACAAAAAAAGAAAGAAAUAAGAACUUCGAGUGAGGAUAUUCCUCGGUACGAAAGGGACUAUGUACUGAAUCCUACAUAUGAUCAAUUUCUUUUUAACGAAUAUCUAGAAAUGGUUAUUCAAUUCGGUUUUGUGACGCUUUUUGUGUCUGCUUUCCCUCUGGCACCUUUAUUCGCACUUAUAAAUAAUAUCAUUGAAAUUAGGAUGGACGCUUACAAGUUCACUAUUACAUCUAGAAGACCAAUGCCUGAGAGGGCUAAAGAUAUCGGCAUGUGGUUGCGUAUUUUGGACGGAAUCAGUAAGGUUGCCGUACUCGUAAAUGCGUUCAUUAUUUCUUUCACAAGUGAUUUCAUACCGAAAUUAGUGUAUCAGUGGGUCUACAAUCACGAUGAGCUGUAUGGAUAUGUUAACGACUCCCUCUCCUAUUUCGAUGCUUCUUCACUUACUGUCAAAUGGAGUGAAUUUGCUGGUCAGAACAUCACUGUUUGUAGAUUUCGGGAUUAUAGAGAAAAACCAUGUACUUUAUUCAAAUCCGAGAACUGCGACAAAAAUUAUAGUAUAACGACGCAGUGGUGGAUCGUCUUGGCUUUCCGCUUAGCUUUUGUCUUAGUUUUUGAGCAUAUUGUAUUCUUUACGAAAGCACUUAUAUCUUACCUGAUUCCUGAUAUGCCAUCUAAAAUUUUCGUCCAACUUCAAAGGCAGAGAUUCCUUGCCCGUCAAGCCCGUCUUUCUAAUAUGAAAACUACAGGAAAUAACCAUCCAGCCUCGCCGACUGAAAGCGACAACGUGGCAAAUAAAAGCAGUGAUAAUUGGAAUCAAGCAAAUGCUGAUCGGAAAGAGGUCGCUUUCCAGCCUGGUCUAUUUGAAGAAGAUGACGAAAAUAUCAGCCAGAACGUAGCGUGCGUGUUAAAGGGUUCUGUUCAUUAA
This is a messenger RNA of Enterobius vermicularis (human pinworm), 2931 nucleotides long. The record is from the annotation of a GenBank genome assembly. Lineage: Eukaryota; Metazoa; Nematoda; Chromadorea; Rhabditida; Oxyuridae.